AUGCCCUUCCUGACGCAACCCUCACCAUUUAUCCGCGCUUGGGACAAGCACUAUAAACACGGCUUCGUGUACCCUAGUGGCUGGCUUGACCUGGAGAUUCGCAAAGAGCGACGCAUCAUCCUGGACUGUGAACAGGACAAAGUCAAAGACAUCAUGGAGCAGGUCAUCACCAUAGGCAGACAUGUCAAAGGAUACCACUACAUCAUUGCCAACCUUGGUUUCCUUGAUGGAGACCUCUCCAAAAUCCAGUAUGGAGGUGCAAAUGUGUCAGGCUUCCAGAUCGUAGACUUCGAUGACCCUGUGGUGGCAAAGUUUGACCAGCGAUGGGAAGCUCUGGAGGAGAAGGAGUAUCCAGGAGCUGACAUAAGAAUCAGAUACACCUCCGCCCUCACCUACGACGCCGUCCACGUCAUGACCGAGGCGUUCCGCUUCCUGCACAAACAGAGAAUAGACCUGAACCGUCGUGGGAAUACAGGGGACUGUCUGGCCAACCCUGCGGUGCCGUGGUCACAGGGUGUGGAAAUAGAACGCGCCCUCAAACAGGUUCGUGCGGAUGGUUUAACAGGAAACAUCCAGUUCGACCAGUAUGGGAAGAGAAUCAACUACUCGGUCACCGUAAUGGAGCUGAAGAACAAUGGACCUGUGAAGAUUGGCUACUGGAACGAGGUGGACAAGAUGGUGGUGACAAAGUCAGACCUUUAUCCCAAUGACACCAUGGGAAUGGAAAACAAGACUGUUAUCGUGACAACUAUACUGGAGGCCCCCUAUGUUAUGCUGAAAAAAAAUGCCGAGAUGUUCCAAGACAAUGAGCGUUAUGAAGGUUACUGCGUUGACCUGGCGGCAGAGAUUGCUAAACACUGUGGCAUACGCUACCAGUUAAAGAUUGUGGGAGAUGGUAAAUAUGGAGCUAGAGAUGCGGAAACCAAGAUCUGGAAUGGUAUGGUCGGAGAGCUUGUGUAUGGGAAAGCUGAUAUAGCAAUCGCCCCACUGACGAUCACGCUGGUCCGUGAGGAGGUGAUUGAUUUCUCCAAACCCUUCAUGUCUCUGGGAAUCUCCAUCAUGAUCAAGAAGCCACAGAAGUCCAAACCUGGAGUCUUCUCUUUCCUGGACCCACUGGCUUAUGAAAUCUGGAUGUGCAUUGUCUUUGCCUACAUAGGAGUUAGCGUUGUUCUCUUCUUGGUAUCCAGAUUCAGCCCUUAUGAAUGGACAUUAGAGGAGCCAGAGGAUGGCGCUCUGCCGCUAACCACAGAAUCCACGAAUGAGUUUGGGAUUUUUAACUCCCUGUGGUUCUCUCUGGGAGCUUUUAUGCGUCAGGGUUGCGAUAUCUCCCCCAGGUCUUUGUCAGGUCGUAUCGUAGGGGGUGUCUGGUGGUUUUUCACUCUGAUCAUCAUCUCCUCAUAUACUGCCAACCUGGCCGCCUUUCUGACAGUGGAAAGGAUGGUCUCGCCCAUCGAAAGUGCUGAGGACUUGGCCAAGCAGACAGAAAUUGCUUAUGGGACACUGGACUCUGGAUCCACCAAGGAAUUCUUCAGGCGCUCAAAGAUCGCCUUGUUCGACAAGAUGUGGCAGUACAUGAAGUCGGCGGAACCCUCCGUGUUUGUCAAGAAAACGUCCGAGGGCGUCUUGCGCGUCCGCAAGUCCAAGGGGAAGUACGCCUACCUGCUGGAGUCCACCAUGAACGAGUACAUCGAGCAGAGGAAGCCCUGUGACACCAUGAAAGUGGGCGGGAACCUGGACUCCAAAGGCUACGGCAUCGCCACGCCUAAAGGAUCACCAUUAAGAAACGCGGUGAACCUGGCGGUGUUAAAGUUGAACGAGCAGGGCCUGCUGGACAAACUGAAAAACAAGUGGUGGUAUGACAAGGGAGAAUGCGGCAGCGGUGGAGGGGAGAGCAAGGAGAAGACCAGCGCUCUGUCUCUCAGUAAUGUAGCAGGUGUCUUCUACAUCCUGGUCGGAGGUCUGGGUCUGGCAAUGAUGGUGGCCCUGGUGGAGUUCUGCUACAAGAGUCGCGCCGAGGCCAAAAAGAUGAAGGUGGCAGCCAACACCUUGUCGUCCCCCCAGCACACAGGAAACUACACACACACUCUGUCUUCUCCUCAACACGCCCCCAACUACAACCUGCUGUCCCCCAGCCACCAGCCAAACUAUGCCACCUAUAAAGAGGGCUACAACGUUUACGGCAUUGAGAGCGUCAAGAUCUAAACACGGAUGAAAUUUACAGAUGCGAUGCGCUCCAAAGCCCGUCUGUCCAUCACAGGAUCGACUGGCGAGAAUGGCCGUGUUCCGGUGGCUUAUC
Cynoglossus semilaevis (tongue sole) is the source of this 2296-nucleotide messenger RNA. RefSeq names its product glutamate receptor 2-like. Gene Ontology annotation, cellular component: membrane. The transcript is spliced from 18 exons. NCBI's taxonomy places the organism in Eukaryota, Metazoa, Chordata, Actinopteri, Pleuronectiformes, Cynoglossidae. Gene Ontology annotation, biological process: monoatomic ion transport. The coding region runs from base 1 to 2202 and encodes 733 amino acids. Gene Ontology annotation, molecular function: ligand-gated monoatomic ion channel activity; signaling receptor activity. The record is from RefSeq and is a predicted model, not a curated record.